GGGCUCCCAGGCACGUGGUCCCUGCGGCAUUGGGACGCGGGUGCUGGCACCCAGGAGCUGCGGCAACAGCACCCGGGGCGGAGGAGUGCCGCUCAGAGGUGAGAGGUGAGCAGCCUGGAGGGGACAAGACACCGGCAGGACACGAGCGCGGCCUGGGGACGCGGUGGGUCAGACUGGCAGGUGCCGACUCAGCGCUGAUCGGGGAGAAAGCCAUGGGAGAGUGGCUGUCCUGCUGGGACUCCAUUCUGAGCCGGUGUGGAGCGCAGAAGUGGACUGCGUGAGCGCGCCCGUGGGUCGGUGGUUGAACUUUGUCUCCACUGCUGUGUCGAUCUCGGUGAGUGUGGACGGAUACCCUGGUAGAGCCCCCUGCAGGUUGUGGUACUGCCUGCCCUGAAAAAUGCUGGAGGCUGGGCGUGGCCCCAGGCGGGAGACCUGUUUUUCCUGUUUCCCACAGAAUUCCUUGCAGCCCCGUCCAGGCCUGUGUGUUCAUGAGUAAGGAACCUGAGCAUCCUGACCUCAAGAACAGGGGCUGAUCAGAGCGAUGGCAGAAGGCUCGGGGAAUGACACCAUCAAUGACACCUGGGAUAGGGAUGAGCUGGGCUACAAAUGCCGCUUCAACGAAGACUUCAAGUACGUGCUGCUGCCGGUGUCCUACGGCGUGGUGUGCGUGCUGGGGCUUUGUCUGAACGCUGUGGCGCUCUACAUCUUCUUGUGCCGCCUCAAGACCUGGAAUGCCUCCACUACGUACAUGUUCCACCUGGCUGUGUCAGAUGCGCUGUAUGCGGCCUCCCUGCCACUGCUGAUCUAUUACUACGCUCGCGGCGACCACUGGCCCUUCAGCACGGUGCUCUGCAAGCUGGUGCGCUUCCUCUUCUACACCAACCUAUACUGCAGCAUCCUCUUCCUCACCUGCAUCAGUGUGCACCGAUGCAUGGGUGUCCUGCGGCCCCUACGCUCGCUGCACUGGGGCCGGGCCCGCUAUGCCCGCCGGGUGGCAGCUGUGGUGUGGGCGCUGGUGCUAGCCUGCCAGGCCCCCGUGCUCUACUUCGUCACCACCAGCGCCCGCGGAGGCCGCAUCACCUGCCACGACACUUCGGCGCCCGAGCUCUUCAGUAACUUUGUGGCUUACAGCUCUGUCAUGCUGGGCCUGCUCUUCGCGGUGCCCUUUGCCGUCAUCCUGGUCUGUUAUGUGCUCAUGGCGCGGCGGCUGCUGAAGCCAGCCUACGGGACUUCUGGAGGCCUGCCACGGGCCAAGCGAAAGUCGGUGCGCACCAUCGCGAUUGUGCUCGCUGUCUUCACCCUCUGUUUCCUGCCUUUCCAUGUCACCCGCACCCUCUACUACUCCUUCCGCUCACUUGACCUCAGCUGUCACACCCUCAAUGCCAUCAACAUGGCUUACAAGGUCACCAGACCCCUGGCCAGCGCCAACAGUUGCCUUGACCCUGUGCUUUACUUUCUAGCUGGACAGAGGCUUGUGCGCUUUGCCCGAGACGCCAAGCCACCCACUAACCCCAGUCCUGCUACCCGGCCUGAUCGCAGGCUGGGCCUGCGAAGGUCGGGCCUGCGAACGUUAGACAGAACUGACCUCCAGAGGGUGGAAGAUAUAUCAGCCAGCAGUGAGGACUCCAGGCAGACAGAGUUCACGCCAACUGGCAGCGAGAGCACUAAGGACAUCCGGCUGUAGGCUCCAAACCUCUUGGGCCUGUGCAAGUUUAUAUAGAGGAGAGGAGCUGCAGAGGACCAGGACUUGUGCAAAUGGGAUGGUCUCCCCUAGUAGGGCUCAUCAGUGACUCAUCCUAGAUGACCAAGGAGGCCAUGACCCCAUGCUCUGUCAUUUGGCAGGUAUUGAGGAUACUCCCUCCUCCAUGGUCCAAAGGGGCAGCUGUCCCCAUAGUCUCCAAUCAUCAUUUAUAUGUGUGAUUGGGGGAAUAAGGUUUUAAGAAAGGCAAGUGUUCAGGGCCCGUGCUGCCCCGGGCCUGGCUCCCACACAGAUAGUUGGCCAUGCCUGCCAAGGUGCCUAGGCUGGAGUUCAGUCUGUUUAAGACAAAUGGAGAAAUAGGCCCCGAGAAGAACAUAUCUUACAGAUGUUGCAUAGCAAGGUCUGAGCCUGAGCUACCUGGGCUGGGGGUGAAGUCAGGCUGGCCAGAGGACCCUGAUGAGUAGUCAGGGCUGAGUUCCCAUGGUAGUCUGGGGCAUGACUGGGUACCACAGUGGACUCAGCUCUGAGGAGUACCCACUUUCAGAGAUGAACAUCUGGGGACUGAUGUCAUAGACCCCUCUAGAGGCUCCCCUGGGCUGGGAGCCAAUGUGAGACUGUAACUUAUACUAAAGGUUUUGUUGCCUGCAAAA
Otolemur garnettii (small-eared galago) is the source of this 2349-nucleotide messenger RNA. It is a transcript of the gene P2RY2, whose product is annotated as purinergic receptor P2Y2. Gene Ontology annotation, molecular function: G protein-coupled purinergic nucleotide receptor activity; A1 adenosine receptor binding; G protein-coupled UTP receptor activity. The coding region runs from base 542 to 1684 and encodes 380 amino acids. The transcript is spliced from 3 exons. The record is from RefSeq and is a predicted model, not a curated record. Gene Ontology annotation, biological process: blood vessel diameter maintenance; phospholipase C-activating G protein-coupled receptor signaling pathway; positive regulation of mucus secretion. Lineage: Eukaryota; Metazoa; Chordata; Mammalia; Primates; Galagidae. Gene Ontology annotation, cellular component: plasma membrane.